AGUACAAAACUAACCGUCGAAGAAGAAACCCGGAAGCGAGUGAGAUGUAAACAGUCCUGUCAUAUUACAGCGGUCUGCUGAAAUCCUUCAUUUGAGUGUUUAACGCGUGCAGUCUCUGUGCGGACUCCGUGCGGUCUGUGUCAGUGCGUCAUGCCGUACCUGGGCGGUGAGGACGCGGUGCGGGAGCUGCGGAGAGCUCUGUCCAACCCAAAUGUCCAGUCCGACCCGCUGCGCUACAGAAACACCAUCCUGAAAGUCAUCAGGUCGAUGUCUCAGGGUAUCGAUGUGUCAGGUCUGUUCAGUGAGAUGGUCAAAGCGUGUGCCACUGUCGACAUAGUUCAGAAAAAACUGGUCUACGUCUUCCUGUGUUCCUACGCUGCUCUGAACCCAGAGCUGUCUCUGCUCGUCAUCAACACGCUGAGGAAGGACUGUCAGGAUCCCAACCCCAUGGUGCGCAGCCUGGCCCUGAGGAACAUGACCAACCUCAGGUUACCCUCUUUGGCGGAGUACGUGGAGCAGCCUCUGACGGCCGGGCUCAGAGACAGAGCAGCGUGUGUGAAACGAGUAGCUGUCCUCGGCUGGGCCAAGCUGCACAACCUCCAACCGGACUCAGAGAUCGAUGCAUCCGUGGUGAACGAGCUGUACAGCCUGCUGAGGGACCCCGACCCCGUGGUGAUGGUGAACUGCCUCCGAGCUCUGGAGGAGAUCCUGAAGGAGGAGGGAGGAGUGGCUAUCAACAAACCCAUCACACACCACCUCCUCAACAGGCUGAAGGAGUGUGACGUGUGGGGUCAGUGUGAAGUCCUCAGAGUCCUGCAGCGGUACAAACCUCAAUCAGAGGACGAGCUCUUCGACAUCCUGUCCCUGCUGGAUGCCUCCCUGGUCAGCCCUCACCCACCUGUCAUGGCCGCCACCCUCAGCCUGUUCCUCCACCUCUGCUCAGGCCUCCCUGCCGUCAGUCAGGCAGCUCUGGAGCGAGUACGUGGACCCCUGCUGGCUGCCUGUGGCAGCGCGUCCAGAGAGAUGAGUUUCGCCGCCCUCUGCCACAUACAGCUCCUGUUGUGUUCUCUUCCUGGCCUCAUGGGGGCGCACUACAAAAGGUUCUUCUGCGGCUACGCUGAGCCGGCCUACAUCAAGCAAAGGAAGAUGCAGGUGCUGGUGGAGCUGGUGAAUGAUGAGAAUGUUGUCAUGUUGCUGGACGAGUUGAAAGGAUACUGCACUGAUGUCAACACUGAUACCGCCCAGGCUGCAAUCUCUGCAAUUGGUCGGAUUGGGCGAAGCUACAGCGACAAAUGUCUGGAGAUCCUAACGGGACUGCUCGGACUCAAACAGGACCAUAUCACCUCAGCCGUGGUGCAGACGAUGCGUGACCUGGUGUGGGUGUGUCCUCAGUGCAGCGACACUGUGUGUGUGGCUCUGGAGGGCUGUGAGGACACACUGCAGGACAGCCAGGGCAGGCAGGCCUUACUCUGGCUGCUGGGUGUGUACGGGGAGCGGGUCUGUAGCGCCCCCUACACGUUGGAGGUGUUCAUCGACGGCGUGAGGAGUGAGGCGUCUGUGGGGGUGAAGAUGGAACUGCUGACAACCGCCAUGAGGCUAUUUCUGUGCCGACCUGCAGAGACGCAGGACAUGCUGGGACGACUGCUGCACUACUGCAUAGAGGAGGAGACGGACAUGUGUGUGCGUGACCAGGCUCUCCUUUACUACCGCCUGUUGCAUUGUGGGAUUGAAGAGACUCGUAAGGUGCUGCAGGGUCGGAGGUCAGAUCCCUCCCUGGGCGUUCUGAUUGGCCGCCCUGCAGAGCCCAUCAGCCAAUGGGCAUCCAGCUUCAACACUCUGGAGCCUCUAAAGCAGGUCACCGUGGAGACAGAGUCCCCCAGCAGAGGAAGUCCUGAACAUGUGACCUUUGACCUUUCAAAGCCCAACACUGACCUCUCUGACACUCUGAGCUGCAGCCAGGUGGAGGAGCUUCAUCCAGACUCAGAUGAUGUGGGUCGGUGCACAGACUCCUCUGCUGACGUGCUGCCCCCCCUCAGCCUGUCCCCCUCCCCGGCUCUCGGUCCGGAGCAAUUUGAACGUCUGUGGCUGCAGGGACAAGCUGUGCAUGCAGAGCGAGGUUCUGGUGACGCUGAGAAGGAAGAGGAGGAGUUUACUUGUUUGGUGGAACAUGUCCGAUGUCCUGCAGUUCCUCACUGCUCACCUCAGAGUCUUCAGGCCGCAAUGCAGCUGCUCAACAUCCAAACGUUAGCCUUCACGCCUCCACACACGCUCCCCUGGAGGGUCUACCUGUACACACAUACUCAGCACAUGCACUCUGGAAACACACCACGCAGCACGCUCAUACUUGGGGAGCUGCUGUACACCGGGAAGGACAGAGAGGUGACGGUGGAGGGAGGGGAGGAGGAGGAGGACGGGAGGGGUACAGAUGAAGCAACAGGUGACGGUGCUAGACGCAGAGAGUCGAACAGGAAAGACGAAGAGGAGGAGGAGGUGAAAGUGACUCUUUAUCAGCAGCCCAGAGACGAAUAUGCUCUGAGAGGGUUUGUGUCUAUCCUCACCUCUGUGCUACACACACUGUCCUCAGAGCGAGAGUAACACACACACACACACACACACACACACACACACACACACACACACACACACACACACACACACACACACUCUCACACACUCUCACACACACACACACACACACACACACACACACACACAAACACACACACAAACACACACAAACUCAUCAUGUGACUCGUUGUUCAAGCUAACAUGCUCACUGAUCAUACAUGUAUCAAAGCUCCUCCAAUAAAAUGCUCUGGCUAAUGUGA
Notolabrus celidotus (New Zealand spotty) is the source of this 2828-nucleotide messenger RNA. It is a transcript of the gene ap4b1, whose product is annotated as adaptor related protein complex 4 subunit beta 1. The record is from RefSeq and is a predicted model, not a curated record. The coding region runs from base 151 to 2595 and encodes 814 amino acids. Gene Ontology annotation, biological process: vesicle-mediated transport; intracellular protein transport. The transcript is spliced from 14 exons. Gene Ontology annotation, cellular component: membrane coat; clathrin adaptor complex. Lineage: Eukaryota; Metazoa; Chordata; Actinopteri; Labriformes; Labridae.